This is a messenger RNA of Sphenostylis stenocarpa, 246 nucleotides long. The record is from the annotation of a GenBank genome assembly. NCBI's taxonomy places the organism in Eukaryota, Viridiplantae, Streptophyta, Magnoliopsida, Fabales, Fabaceae.
AUGUCUUCCCCCUAUUUUGUCACCCUUUUCCUCUCUUUCUCAAGUGUUCUUCAUUGUUUGUGUUUCUCAGAGAAGGGGAAGCUUUUUGAUUUGAAGACGAAGGAGAUGAGAAAGGGUGGUAGAAGAUAUGAUGGAGGAAAAGAAAAGAGGAAUAAGGAUGGAGAGGACGAAGAUGAUGAAAGUGGUGACAUAGGAUAUGGACAAAAGUUGUCGGCAGAGGACGAGGAAUCGAAUAUUUUGGAAUGA